ACAACUAGUCACAUGCGUUUCCUUGUUUAGUGCCACUUCCGCAUCUGACAUAAAGUAACUCUAGACGCUGUAUAAUGAUUUUAUAGCAUAAAUCGUUUCUAUUAAAGUACAUUUUAAAGCGGACUGUUAACGAACAUGGGUUUGUGAUUGUGCGUGAUCGAAUUUGAUUACCAGGUGUUAGUCUGUUGCAUUUGCAAGACAAAACGCGACACAGUGUCCCAUUUAGCUAGCUUAGCUUGCUUUUGCUAGCUACUUGAUCAGCUAGACUGUAGCCACUUCAACCUACACUAUUCAUUGGCUACACUAACGGAAUAGCUGGUUACAUCUUUUCAGAAUGAAGGUGUCCAUGCCCCCCCCACACACAGCGACGUCUGUGCGUCUGUUAGUUCUGGCUGUUCAGCUGGUCCUGUUGGUGUGUGGAGGCCAGGCCAGUGACGACACCAAGAGGUGUAAGUUGUUCUCUGAGUCCCUGGCAGAACGGAAGGUCCUCAGUCUUCUAGAACCACUCACUAACAAGAAUUUCUCGGUGGAGACGAAAAGCGGCAAGGAGAGCUACACGUACCAGUUCCAGGUGUGUGGGGAUGCGGGGAAAACGGUAGGAGCGGGACUCGUUCAGAUCGACCAGACCGGGAAAGAAAGUGAGAAAGUGCUUGGCCUGUACAAUGCAACACAGGCUAUCGGAGGAAGUGACUGGGUGAUGCUGAUCUACAGCAACGGCACCAAGUAUGACGGCCACUGUUCCAAGGAGAUGAGGAAAGCCAUCGUCAUGAUCUCCUGCAACAGAGGAGUGGAAAUGGGGAAGCUGGAAGUGGUGUUGGAGGAGAGGGAGAGAGAGAGGGACUGUUUCUAUCUGUUUGAACUGGACUCCAGUGCUGUCUGUCCCGCUCUGCCAUCCCAGCUCAGUGCAGGCUCCAUAAUACUCAUAAUUGGGUUCGUCCUCUUGUCACUGUACCUCAUUUGUGGAUUCCUCUACCAGCGGUUGAUUGUCGGGGCGAAAGGGUUGCAGCAGUUCCCCAAUUAUGUCUUCUGGACGCAGGUUGGCAACCUGGCAGCGGAUGGAUGUAAUUUCGUGUGUAGGACACAGGGCCCCGAAGAGGAACCUCCCACAUACAGGGGCGUGUCCACAGAGCCAGAGGAGGAGCCAGAAGAGAGGGAUGACCACUUGCUUCCCAUGUGAUCUGAUGACGUCAGUAGUGGGAGGGAUCUAUCCCGUGUGACGCUUUGGAUAGAUAUUGCCCUUACGCACAGAUCUAGGAUCAUCACUUACUCUCUCCAAAUCCGGAGAAACAUAAAACUGACCUCAGUUCAGUGUCUAGGCGCAACUUCAUCCUAGUUCGUUUUGACAGUUUCAGGGACCGAGUUUAGAGGUGGGCACACCAGUUUAUGGAAGGUUGGAAGAUCUGUCUGUGACAUCUGACUCCCAAACACUUAGUUCAUUAUAUUAGAUGAUAAGUCACCUCCCCUGGUUUGCAUGGCCCAGGCGUCAUUAUUUGGAGGUGGCAACAAAAACCUCGAUACACUUUUUUUCCUUUCAUGAACUGGAGUGGCCACCUCUGGAUGGAGCGUGAUGUCUCAAAAAUUCUGUUACAUUUGGCACAAUACAAGGGUCGUUACUAGUUAACGCAGCCACAAAGUCAUGAACCCUGCCUAUUUCUAAAAUGUAUGUUCUUAAAAUCUGAUUUUAAACCUAACUAACCUUAAUCACACUGAUAACCUGAUGCCUAACCCUGACCUUAAAUUUAGACCACAAGCACAUUUUUGUUUUCAUUAAUCUUUAUGAAAGAGCCAAUUUUGACUUUGGGGCUGUGUUAUCUAGUGGAAACCGAAAGGCCUUUCUACAUGACUGACAUAUGUUAGUGUGGACACAAUGCAUCCAUAGGAACCGUUUCUAACACGACUCCCAUCCAGUUUGUUUCAGUAGCUGAUGGCUGUACUGACUCGUAGGUCACACUUUAUAUGAAGGUCUGCUUGCUUAUACAUUGCUUAGAAUCCUUUUUACAUGGUAAUAUCACAGUAAGUGAAUACAUGCAGGCUUGUUAUUCACGGUUUAUAUGCUUACAGGUCAUCGUAAUAAAUGGUUUAUACAUUUAAAACAGUAACAUAUAUUUACUAUUGUUAAGAAAGAAAUAAACACAAAAUAUCACUUAGCCUAAAAUGUACGAAUGGGUAAAAAUAUUUAAUAACGACCUUCAAAUGAAAUUGGACCACAAUACAGUACAGACACACACAUUUACUCCGUGUUGCUAUUUUAGAGUAGGAUGCUGACUGGGCCUUGACCAAAAUGUACUUCUGACCCUUUACACCUUUUCCUUAGCUUUUGAAGAGUAGGGUUGGGACCAAUUACAUUUUAAUUCAGUUCCCAUCAGUUCACUUCCUAAGUUGACAAAAUUGAAAUGGCAUUGACCCCAACCAUUCCUACUGUUAUGUUGCGUUCAUAACCGAGUGGGAAUGUGAUAAUUACCAGUUGUGAAGUCGUAAAUACCAGUUGGAUGCAUUCACGUUCUUUAAACUCUUUGAGAAACGCAGAUUGGCUAAUGGCCAACAAGCGGCAUCAACUGUAAAUUAAAAGUACAGCUUUCACGCUUGUGAACAAAUUAGUGUUCAAAAACCAUAUUAAUAGAUUGCUUUUUAUAAAUAAUGUUUUGUUGCAUUUAACAGCCAAAAAUGCUGUUAUCAAGGUAAUUUCCUUAGUAGGUGACGUCAGAGGUCACCAUGUGGGAUAAGUCUGAGCUCAGAGAUGAUAGACAAGUUUCCCACUAGUAAUUACCAGCUGGAGGGGUGUUCAAGUGGAUUUUUUCCAUCGUAUGUGGUAAAUACCUCUUUCCCACUUGGUUAUGAUACUGAGGACAUUUAUUAUGAUUUUGUAAUAUAAUGCUGUGAUUGAACAGGACCUUCAUAAGGCAACAGAAGGCACUUUGCGUUCAACAGUAAAAUGGAGGAACAGAAGACAUUUAUAUAAUCAUGAAAAAUACACAUUUAUUAUGUGCUAUCUGUGACGUGGGUGAAUAUUUUUGUUUGUUUGAUUUGUGGUGUUCUUAAAAAUAAAAAAGACUUGGCCCAUAGCACUCGCUUAGUUCAACCAGGUCCUGAAAGAUAGCAUUAGUUAGACCUGACCCAGGGCAACAGGCCCCAAUGAGACAUGGAGAAACGGAUCAGAACUAAACCAAAUCUGGUUUAGUUUCAAUGGAUUUGGUCAGUUCUGACUUUGGCUUUAGUUUGUGAUGCUAUUUGUUCUUACAGAAGAGAGGAAGAGUAAAAUAAUUUGUUUAGUUUGUUUUUUGCUUUUGCAUAAAAAUAAAAAAAAUGAAUAAAGUGUGUUUGAUUACAGUUCUGAAUCUGUCGUGUAUGACAAGUUUGAGUGUGCUGGCGUGUUUGCAGGGGCAAUUAACUCCCUAAGCAACACAAUGUAAAACAUUAUAAUAAAUAUAUUUUUAAAACAA
Coregonus clupeaformis (lake whitefish) is the source of this 3440-nucleotide messenger RNA. Its product is annotated as cation-dependent mannose-6-phosphate receptor. Gene Ontology annotation, cellular component: trans-Golgi network; Golgi apparatus; endosome. The coding region runs from base 335 to 1177 and encodes 280 amino acids. The record is from RefSeq and is a predicted model, not a curated record. The transcript is spliced from 7 exons. Gene Ontology annotation, biological process: protein targeting to lysosome. Gene Ontology annotation, molecular function: protein domain specific binding. Lineage: Eukaryota; Metazoa; Chordata; Actinopteri; Salmoniformes; Salmonidae.